Messenger RNA from Acanthoscelides obtectus, 3671 nucleotides. NCBI's taxonomy places the organism in Eukaryota, Metazoa, Arthropoda, Insecta, Coleoptera, Chrysomelidae. The record is from the annotation of a GenBank genome assembly.
AAUGGCGUUCGAGAAUACGUUUCUUCGUAAAUGUUAAUCUGUUUAGUCGCUGGCUUUCAGUCCAGUUCUAUAACAAUCCUAAACGUCAAACUUAUAGGUUAGGCGAUUCAAAAACGAAAAUAAACAAUUUGUUAUCUGCUUUUUAUAAACUUUCAAAUUAUUGCAUUGUUGUUGUAUUUCACCCUUUCGUAGUGUAGAAAAAAUAGACAAAUCACAAAAGUAAAUUCAGAUUAGAAAACCUUGAGGAACGCCUAGCUGUAUACGUUUUUUUUUUAAGAUAACACGGAAAAUAGAUAAGAGCACCGAUUAUUUACCAUGUAUCAGUAAUAAAUUAUCGGAUGUAUCACCGAUUACAUCAUAAAAUCAUGCAUCUUGUUAGGUUAUUGCAACUGUUAAAAAUAAGAAAAUGCACUUUUCUUUUUAUAAUAUUUACUUCUUUCUGUUUAAUGGUGAUAUUAAUAUCCAGAAGCUCCAAUCUAUUUGAUGAAGAUAGAGAAAUAAAACUAAGGAAGAUUGAUGAACUAAUUAAGACUCAAGCCAGUUCGUUGGCUUGUAAACAGCCAAAUCUUCCAGUUAAUUCUCCUGAAAUGAUGAAAUUUGUCCACUCAGUGCCUAAAAUUGACUGCUCAAAAGCUGGGGACGAUUGGGUCAAAUGUGUAGGCUCUGUAUGUUCUAUACAAGAAAAUGCCAACAUUAAAUAUGGUCCUAUAAAGUGCACCUUUGCAGAUGUGAUCAGAUUAGAUGAUUUUAAGAAUGUUCACGGAGAACCACAAGAAGCCUCAACAUAUACCUUGAGAAAAUCGGAUGUUGUUCAUGUAUCAUGCGAAUCAUCUACAAAAAAGUGGAUAGCAACCCUCACUGGUAUCAGGAAAGAUGAGAUUGUCUGGAAUGGUGCAAACUGGGAUAACUUGCCGCCAAAUGCCUUGAAAAUGGAUGUUCUCAUGUUUGGAUUUGAUUCUCUAUCUAGAAACACAUUUAUAAGGAAGUUACCAAAAAGUUAUGAGUAUCUUACUGAAGAAUUGGAAGGGGAUGUCCUCAAAGGAUAUAAUAUUGUCGGAGAUGGAACCCCACAAGCCUUAAUACCAAUUCUGACAGGCAAAACAGAGCUGGAAUUGCCAGAUACAAGGAAAAGGAUAAAAAACACGAAAUUUGUAAAUAGCUAUCCAUUUAUCUGGAACGACUACAAAGAUGCUGGAUAUGUUACUGCCUUUCUAGAGGAUGUGCCUGAAUUAGGCACUUUUACAUAUAGACUGAAUGGCUUUGAUGAACCCCCGACAGAUCAUUAUAUGAGACCUUACUACCUUGAAAACUAUAAGGGAAGAAGCAGAUGGCCCAAGUUGUGUACAGGAGAGAUACCAAGACACAAAGUCAUGUUGAAUACUAUCAGAGAUAUUUUUGCAGUGUACAAAACCAAACCGAAAUUCUUGUUCGGCUUCCACGGCGAGUUGUCUCACGAUGAUUACAACUUGAUUGGCGUUGCUGAUGACGAUCUGUUAGAAUUUUUGAAGGAACUCAACGAAUCUGGGGCUCUGAAUAAUAGCAUUUUGAUACUUAUGGCUGAUCAUGGACAUAGGUUUGCGGAAAUAAGGAACACGGUGCAAGGCAAGCAAGAGGAGCGACUGCCUUUUUUCUCGUUUACUUUCCCGCGAUGGUUCAAGGAGAAACACGCGGAUAUCUACGAGAAUUUCAGGAAUAAUAUCGACAGGCUCACAACGCCGUUUGACGUCCACGCAACUCUGAAGGCUGUGCUUAAUCCUCGUAAUGUCGGUGUGGCUGAUAUAAGUCAAAGGGCUGUCUCAUUAUUCUCUAGGAUUCCUGAAGCUAGAAGUUGCGCGCACGCGUAUAUCGAGCCUCAUUGGUGCGCAUGCCUCGACUGGCAUGAAAUUCCGACUACGGAUCCGAUCGUCGAGCGUCUAGGUGAAACUCUGCUGGACACCAUCAACAAAAUCACCAGCGAUUAUCGGCAAUUAUGCGAGCCGCUGGUCAUCGCCAACUUCCAAUGGGUGACGAAAAUGUCUCCGAACAACAAUCUGCUCCGAUUUAACAAAAACGCCGACCUCGACGGCUUCGUAGCCGAUCUGUCUGCGAAUAUGAACGUUAAAAACGACAUGUACCAGUUGAAAGUCAUGAUGAAACCGGGCAAUUCCUUGUUCGAAGCGAGCAUAACGCAUAAUUUGAACACAGACACGAUGCAGUUGAAACUCGGCGAUAUCAGCAGGAUAAAUAUGUACGGAAGACAAGCGAGGUGCAUCGAAAACGAUUUGCCGCAGCUGAGGAAAUAUUGCUAUUGCAGGGAUGACAUUAAGUGAGCUAAUAUUCUGCAUCCAAUAUUAUUGAAGUCUUACUUGGGAAAGACGUUAUUUACAAUUUUUGAACGAUUACAUUCGCGAUACAGCACAUUUUUGGCUUAACAAAUGUUUUUGUAAAAACCGUAAUACUUUUUAAUUGUGAACAGUUACUUAAUAACAGUUUCUGAAAAUAUUGUUCCUACUCAUAUUGGAUGCGUGACACUGCUAAAAAUGAAAAAAGAUCUCAAUUUCCAUUUCCUCAAAAAUUUGUAUCUCAACCCUAUUCGUUGGUUCUGUGAAUGAAAUUGAGACACAAUCCUUCGAUACCGUAUGAAGAACAAAGUUAUUGAACACCACGUCAGGUCGUAUUUCAUCAAAAUUGUUGAUAACGUCCUUUGAUAGUAAACCUCCUAUAUGGCACCUGAAUGACAAUAUUUGUACAAUCAACGGCUAAGUUUAUUGUACAGAUUGGUUAUGGUAAUGCAUAAACGCGCAAACAUUAAAUUAUUUUACCAAAAUUAGGAAUAAAAUUUCCUAUCAAACAUUUGGAACGCACCAAAAACUCCAAGUUCAUAACAUUCCAAUAUCCUUUAUCUUUUGUCAGAAGAUAGUCAUCACCUAUUAAAAAGAAUUUUUUGCUAUUUCUCGCGAAUCAAAAAGGACAUAUCGAAUUCUCUCUUCAUAAACAGACGUUUCUUAAAUUGUUUUUUCAUUCUUUUUUGUUUUCAACUGUAUUCCGGGCGCCUAAAAAAGGAUGUGAAAGAACGUAGCGCCGUCUUUGAGACAGUAGUAGAAUACAAUAAUGAAUUUAUAAAUCUGCUUUAAAAAGAAGCUGAUAGUAUUGGUUCUGCUAUUGUUUCGUAGAUGGCACUAACCUUUAGUUAAAAGUCAAAUUUUUCGUUUUCUCGCAUCCUUAAGUUUAAUCCUCCUUGUUUAGCCGAUAAUUAAAACCACAGAAUAAGUUUCAAGCGUGACUUUGCUUUGUAUAGUUACUGAUGCAAUUUCUCUUAAUUGUUCUCAUAGCCAACCUAAAAUCGAAAAAAAAACAUGUCUUCUUAGUUAAAUGCCAGAAAUUCAUUUUUGUGUUCUGCUACUAUCUCAUAGAUGGCGGCAGUAUGUCUCGUAUCAAUUUUUGGAUGCCGAAAUGACUUUAGGUAGAAUUGUAUGCUGUGAGGUGAAAUGUAUUCAGAAGACUGUGCUUUCAGUCUUAAAAAGUGACAUGUGACAUAUGUAAAGGAUGUAUCUAGUUAUGUAAGGCAUUUGACAGUGAGAGUAUUAUUAGAUUCCUAGUCAAUUAGUACUGAGCAUAAAGUUACACAUUUUUUGGUUAUCACGUUUUUUGUUGAUUUUUGUAAAAGUGAAUUAAUAAACAUUUUGAGUUUA